AUGGGUUUUCUUCCCUUUGGAAGGCAACGUGCCUCUCCACCUACAGUACCAACAGACACCAUCAUUCCUUUUCAUUACUGGGAUGAUGAUCACCAUACACGAGGCCUCUCUUUCGAUAUCGUAUUUCGCUUUGAUGAUAUAUUAGAUCACGACAAGCUGCGGCGUGCUUUAUCUCGGCUGCUCGAAAUAGGAGAUUGGCGGAAGCUUGGCGCUCGAAUCCGUAGGAAUACAGACGGAGGAUUAGAAUACCAUGUGCCACAAUCUUUCAGCAACGAGCGACCUGGUUUUGCAUUCUCUACAACUGGAUAUGGCAUCAAUUUGACUGAACAUCCGCAAGCAUCACGCUUAGCUCAACCUCAUAACCUUCAUGCUGCCGGUCGCCCCUCUGUUUUUAGCACUGCAUAUGCCGCUACGCCGGAGUUCAGGUCCUUCAUCCGAACUGCAGACUUCCCCGAUCGCUUGGAGGGUUGGCUAUGCUCGGAUAGCCCCCAACUGGGGGUUAAAAUUGUUGUCUUUCAGGAUGCUACACUUGUUACUAUUUCUUUCCUACACAGUCUAAUGGACAUGGUAGGCUUUAAUGAUAUCCUGGAUGCAUGGACGGCAGUGCUGCGCGGGCAGGAAAAUCGAGUGAAGCCCUUUAUCGGAUUCUUUCAUGACCCAUUGGCCGGUCUCAGCAAGACGAAAACAAAUCAACUACAAAAAUAUGUGUUUACUGACACGCUGCUGAUGGGUUUUGCAUGGUUCUUGUUUGCAUUGCGCUAUAUAUUGACUGUUGAGUUGUUUUGGCAUCGCAGGGAGGAGGAUCGCGUUAUUUUCUUGCCAGCCAAAUACUUACAUAAAAUGCGUGAUAAGGCUAUUGACGAACUUACAUCAAAUCAUGUCGGCGACAGCAGCAGACUCCCCUUUAUUAGCGAAGGAGAUGUUCUAUUUGCUUGGUGGACAAAAGUGGUUCUUCAAGCCGAAUCACCUUCUCCCAGUUGCACGAUCAACAUGCGGAAUACAUACUGUUGCCGGUCCGUUUUAGCAGAGCUUGGCCACAUACCAUCAGCUACAUCUGCAUUAGUAACUAAUGCAGUAUUUGCAGCUCUGACGUUUCUUUCCGUUCGCCAGGUUCUUUCCAAGCCUCUAAGUUUUACUGCAUCCGAAGUCCGCAAGUCUCUUAUACAACAACGAACUCCAGAGCAGCUCCAAGCAUUAGAUGCUAUUCAAAGAAACACGCUCGACAAUGCACAUCAUCCAGCCCUCUUUGGAAACCCCAACAUGUAUAUGAUAAUGAUAUCAAAUUGGGUCAAGGCCAAGCUUUUUCAAGUGGAUUUCUCUUCUGCAGUCCGAAGAGAAGGAAUGUCGCUGGACAAGCGAAGUAAUCAGCUGGGCAGACCGUCUUGUAUUCAGGGUACUGGGACCAGAGACUAUGCAACACGAAACACUGGUGUGGUGAUAGGAAAAGACGCUUCUGGGAAUUGGUGGCUUUUGUAUACUCUGCGGAAACAAACUUGGCCGGCGGUAGAAGAGCAAAUUCUUUCUAUGGCAGAAGAUACGUGA
Molecule: messenger RNA, 1542 nt
Organism: Trichophyton benhamiae CBS 112371
Lineage: Eukaryota; Fungi; Ascomycota; Eurotiomycetes; Onygenales; Arthrodermataceae
Exons: 1
Coding region: 1-1542 (513 amino acids)
Source: RefSeq, a predicted model, not a curated record